Messenger RNA from Schizophyllum commune H4-8, 2283 nucleotides. RefSeq lists its product as uncharacterized. Bases 1 to 2283 code for a protein of 760 amino acids. Gene Ontology annotation, molecular function: protein kinase activity. Lineage: Eukaryota; Fungi; Basidiomycota; Agaricomycetes; Agaricales; Schizophyllaceae. The transcript has 5 exons. The record is from RefSeq and is a predicted model, not a curated record. Gene Ontology annotation, biological process: protein phosphorylation.
AUGUCGCUUGUCAACGCCACUGACACUGGCGCCAGCCCCGACGCUCAGUCAGCCCGUCCAACUACCCCGCCACCUGCGCCCAACCAGCACCCUCUGUCGUUCUCUAGCUUGCCCGACACUCCCAUGAAGUCUGGCGCAGGAGAUUCCCUGCAUGGUUUCAAAAUCGUUCGAGGCGGUCUGGACGCUCAGCUCAAGCAGGAUCUGAAGGACCACCAUGUCGAGGACGUCCCGAUUCCGAGACCUGUUGGUGAACAGCUUGAAGCGGCUAGCAGAUUUGUACAGGAGACACCCCUCUACGCCAACGGACGAUGGACCGCCAUGCCCGUCAAUCCCGAAAACGAGAAGAAGCUAUACGCUCCCCAGGCCGAGAUCUUCAGCGCCAUCGUAUCUCACUUCGCGAUCCCGGACCGACGCUUCCUUGAGACCCACGGCGUUCUCAUUGAACACGUGAAGUCCAGCGAGGAAGAGUUAGCGUCUUACCCGGACUACAUCGUUGUCGGCACAGGGCCAUCGGUGUCCGACAGGAGCGACUUCUCGGAUCUGAAAGACCGGCCUAAAGAGUGGAUGAACUACGACUACGUCACCACUCUCGGCGACGGCAAGACGGAUAAGAACGCAUCUUCUUUUCGCAACAUUGGCCAGCUUGCGGUCUACGCGAGGCAGUGCUUCAUACAGCAAUCCAAUCGGGACUUCGUCUUUGGCUUCAUCAUGACAGAGACGACCCUCCGCGUCCAUCGAUUCGACCGGUCUGGCGCCAUGUCCUCUCUGCGCUUGAAUUACCACGUGGAGCCAGCCUACUUUGUCCAUGCCUUGCGCACAAUCGUCUCAAGCGACCCAGCCACCAUCGGCUACAACGCUACCAUCACCUUUGGCUCGUACAAUGCCAUCGGUCGAGCACAGACGAGGCACUUGAAGUCUACGUUCGGCCGCCCUCGUAAGGCUGAUGAUUCCGCGGACCUGCCCGACAUUCCUGUCAAGACCGAUCGCCAGGACGGUCUUGACCUCAUCGCGGUUGAGAUCCCCCCCUACGUCCCCGAAUUUAUCACAUUCGACCUCGGCAUGAAACCAUUCUAUGUGCGCCGUAGUAUUCGUGGUCGCGGCGGCAUCUACUGGGCCGCCAAGCAUGAGAACUACGGCUCGGUCAUCAUCAAGCAGUCGUAUCUGCCCGCGACGCGCACUCCAGAAUGGGAGUUUUUGCAGAGGACCGCGGGCCUGACAGGGGUUGAAGAGAUGCUCGCUUAUGAUCUCAGGACAUGGUCUGUGUCGCAGAGUCGCUGGCCGGGAGGUAGCAGGGGAGUGGCCGACCGGUACUAUAGCUGUGCAGUGCUGCGUCGAUACGGAGAGACGAUCGAUCAACGGUCGCCGCUGCAGCUAUUAGUCGCAGUUCGUGACGCGGUUCAAGGUCACUGGAAUCUGUGGAAGAUCUACAUCCUGCAUAGAGACGUCAGUAUCCGUAACAUCCUCUUGGGCCUGCCCGGUGCGAAGGAUGGAUGGCAAGGCGUUCUCAUCGAUCUUGACAUGGCCAUCUGCUUGCACCGCCAGACCAGUGAUGCGAACGUCGACUUCAGAACAGGUACCCGCGCAUUCCAAUCCAUCCAAGUCCUAGAGAGCUACAAAUAUGCCGAGACUGCGCCAACGGAGGGUCAGCGUCUGAUGCACGACUACAUGGAUGAUCUGGAGUCAUUCUAUUGGUGCCUCUGCUGGAUAUGCUUCAGCUACGAUGGCCCUGACAAGAAAGAUCCCAAUAUAAUCGAUAUCCUCGACGGAUGGCAGGACGACAAUCCGAAGACCGCCCUAAAUGCGAAGCUCGCGUAUCUGAGCGACGACUUCGAUGCGGGUCUGGUCAAGUCGGACUUCAAACCAUUCGUCGGUCUUCUCGAAUAUCUGCACGGUUUAGUCAAGAGGAUGCGGAAGGUCAAGAAAAGUCUGGUUUCAACAAAGACUGCGCAUACGCGCACUUUGGAGACAAUCAGGGAGGAGGCCGAGGGCACGUACGAGCAGGUGAUCGAGAUGUUCAACCGUACGAUUGACGCCCUCGUCACUGGUACCGGCACGCCUGCCGCAGUGCGGCAGCCUGAAACGUUCACCUUGCCCGAACUCCCACCAGCUCCGCAGCACAGGACCACGCGCAUGCUCGAACCGUCGUUGUCGAUGUCCUUCGGGAACAAGCGGAAGGCGUCGAAGGAGUCUGACGAGGAGCCGGAGAAGAAGAGGCCGCAGGUGGCAUCAACGGCACCUACCAAGCCUUCGAGCCUGCGCCACUCGGAGUCGUAUGACCCUUGA